UCUUUUAUUUUGAAAGUUGUAUCCGGAAGCGGUGUUUUUUUUUUACAGUCCUUCAAACUUGACGCUGAUCUCUCCCACACACCCCGUGAUCUCCAAAACAACAUAACAAAGUGGGGGAAAACCAACAUGGCGAGCGGAGAGGAGGCCAGAAGACGCCCCUCGGUUACCUCCUCUUCGGUCGGCCUGGAGGCUCUGUUCCCAGCCGGUACCUCGGAGCAGGCCUGCGGGGACGGAAACCCGGAGCUCGUCCUCCUGCGAGAGCGUCUCCAGGGCUGGCUGGCGCAGUACGAGCUCCCGCUGCUGUGGAUGCAGAGGCUGCUGGUGUGGGAGAGGCCGUUGUACAGCAUCUCUGUCGCCUUGACACUCAACACAUUAUUCUGGCUGCUGUCCUCCACCUCCCUGCGGCCUCUGUUCAUGUUGAGUGUGUCCCUGUUGGGGCUUAUGCUACUGGAGAGAUGGAAGCCAAAGUUGCCCAUCAUUACUGUUCAACAUGCUGAGGCUCCCCCAGUACAAAGUGAAACAAUGAGUGGGGAGCAGCGAUUGCUCAGUAUUCCUGAGCUCAGCCACCACCUGGCUGAGAGCUACCUGACCUGCUGUCUGUACCUGGAGGAGAUGCUGCAGUACAAACAGCAGAACCACGGCAAGUUCUGUGCGAUGAUGUGCAGCGGCUGUUUUGUGCUUGCCGUGGUCGGACAUUAUGUUCCAGGAAUCAUGAUCUCCUAUAUUAUAGUCCUGAGUGUGCUGCUGUGGCCGCUGGUGGUGUACCACGAACUGAUCCAGCGGAUGUACACCGGCUUGGAGCCAAUCCUGAUGAAACUGGACUACAGCAUGAAGGGAGAUACCGAACACCGCAAGCACGACAAGAGGAAGGUGAAGAAAGAGAUGGAAGAAGGGGACGAGCCAAGAGCAGAAACGGAGAGCGAGAGUGAGGAGGAGCUGUCCUGUUUCGCCCCGACGGUGGAUGUGAAGACCACGGCCCUGGCGAUGGCUAUCACAGAUUCCGAGUUGUCUGACGAGGAGGCUUCCAUCUUAGAGAGUGGAGGGUUCUCCGUGUCCAGAGCCACCACUCCUCAACUCACGGACGUCUCUGAAGAUCUGGACCAGCAGAGUUUACACAGUGACCCAGAGGAGGCUUACCUGCGGGAUCUCCCUGAGUUCCCCUCAGUUGAGGAGUUCCCAUCCAUCGAGCACAACCUGCUCCACUUUCCUCUGCGAGGUCCCACCCAGGGAGACGGAGCCCAGGCUAGUGCUGCAUCAGAAGGGGAACCGUUGAGCCCCGCCAGCCUCCUCAUCCAGCACCUCGCAUCCCCGCUCCACUUUGUGAACACACACUUCAACGGACAUGGACGACCACCUGGGGGCGAGGCGAGCUUGUUGCCUGUGCCAUGCGCAGGUGAGGAAGCGGGGAGGCAGGGGGGAGACGGGAAGGAAGCUGAGGUAGCCCACGGUGCACAGCAGUCUUUGGAGGCCUUGAGCGAGGAGAUAGUGAGCACGGCUAUCUCGGCCGUGGUUCAGAACACUCUGUCAGCCCUGCUGCGCUCUAGCGAGGCCAGCGAGGAGCCCACCCUGGCUGAGUUCCUCCCCACCGAAACCCCGCCGAGCGCUCUGGAGACCUCCACUCAACCAACCACCGACACCACUGCUAACACUACAGUUACUACAAUAGGAGCGCUGGGGCCUGACGAGGACCUGGACGAGGCGAUAACAACAGAAAGCGGCGGCGGCGGCGAGGAGAUGCCUGAUGACACACUAGUUCCAACCGAGGAGGAGGAGGACUUUGAGCUUCUGGACCAAAGUGAACUGGAGCAGUUGGAUGAGGGGCUGGACUUCAGCUCUGACAGACAGGUGGUGGGUGGAGCCUCAGGAGCUCCAGACACACCCCCAUCUCCUCUGCAUCAACCACAGUCAUAGCUUCCCUGUUGCCCCCCCCCUCCUCUCUUUCCCUCCCUCCUGCCCUAUCUCCAACUGUUUUUGUUUUUAUUUGUACGUUAGAAUGACAUAUACACGCAUACAUAAAUACAUACUGCUAUAUACAAAACAUUUAUCAAAGAGUUUAGCAUUUAAUACUGUUGGUUGGUGAUUGUGUGGCAGAUGGUUGAGAUAACUAUGUGCGGUCUGUUUUCACAUAGCCUCAAAUGACAUGAGUGUGCUCUGCCUUGGUGCCUGAGAUGUUUCUAGUCCAGGACCAUCACAUUAUCAGGAUCAUCAGUUAUUAUCAGUGAAACAGCCUUCAUGUGAAUUCUUAAACACACAAAUUAUAACAGAUGUUUUCUUUGUGGUAUAAACUGCCUGCUGGCCUGAUGAGAGCAGGUUUAGGGCAGGGUCAGGUUGGGUUAAUAGUUAAAGAGACAUUAUUGUCAGGGGUUGUGCAUUGCAUUUUAUAUCAGGGCUCUGAGUUUAGCUCCAUCAUCUAGCAUUAACAUUUGCUUGAUCAUUCAGCAAACUGAUCUCCCACUGUAUAAUCUCAUGUCACAAUAAUGAUACCUUUUCUGAUUUGAACCCUUCCACUUUGUGUUCAGAGAGACGCAGAUGUUUAUCCAGAUGGUGUUGGGGAGAGUGGGAGAUGUUGGAAAAUAUAACUAUUAAUAUAUGCUAUAAAUUAUUUAAUUUAACGGUCAGUUGAUAACAUUUAAUUGUUGUGCUGACAGGGAGUUCAAAGAAAAGUUUUAAUCCCUUCAGUCGCCCUUAAUGAUUGUAUGGUAAGAGUUGACACCAUGGACACCCAGGUUUAAAAAUGUAGUUACAUAUUCCCAGUUAGACUUUCACUUCAUCCUUAAUUCAUUAGUCUUUCACUUGUUGCCUGGAAAUGGAAAAUUAAAAUCUUUGACAUUGUUGGAUGUUGACAAGUAGUACACAUACACAUAAGUGACUUUGGUGUGGCACGAUAAAAAAAGAAACUUUCCCAACUUUCCUUCACGUGAUCGAUGCCUCAUUUUUGUUCAUAUUUGUGAGUAGAGUUUUCAUUUCGUACAUCAUGUAAUUGAAUUUACUCUCGAUCUCCAACAGGCUUCUUGUUAGAAAGGCCCGUCUAUACCCAAACUAUUUGUACAUGUAUAGUCAUCACUGGGAUAUGUAUAUUUACCAAAUAACCUUGUUUGUGCCACGACAAGUCCAUGCAUGCCAUUAAAAUCAAGCAUGUAUUUACCAUGAUCGUUAUUUAAGGGCAUUUGUCAAAAAUAGCAUUAAUUUUAUUGGAGUUGUUUUUGGGGUUGGGGUUUUUUUGGCAGUUAUUGAAGAGACAUAAUACUUUAAUCACACACAUUACUUAUCUGGCCACUGCUGAGGAUUCAUGGAAAAACUUUUGACAUGGCAAAAAUUGACAAGAAAUCUAGCACUAUGCUCGACUAUAUGAGGAGGCAGGUUUUGCUUUUGGAAGCCACUCAGCAUCCAAAUCUCAGGGGUGGGUUGUACAAAAUUUGAAUAUACCAUCGCAGAAUAUGUGUCCAUAUCCCGACUUGUCGUAGUGCACUGUAUUUGUACUAAUCUGUCCUUUUUUUGUUUGUUUUUUUCAGUCAAUGCCUCCUUGUGUAUAGUGUAGAAAUGCUAAAAAGGAACGUGUAUAUUCUGCAUGUAAAAAACAGCACUCUGUUAAAGGUCUCCUUGUCGACUGACAAAGUACUGCACAAUUUGUGAGGAAAAAAAAAAGAAUCAAUUUGAAUGUUUCUGUUUAAAAGAGCCCAUUAAAUUCAGUUGGUUUAAUAUUGAUUUUCCAACAAGGGGAGUAAAAGUUUUUAACUGUCCUCAUGUUUAAAACUACCCAGCUGUAAAUGGAAACGGGUAGCAAGUGAUAACAUCAGAUUUAGAGAAGGAUAUUAACAGACUAGUUUGUGUAUGGUAGUAGUGUGUUUUAUGCUUCAAAUAUUGCUUCUUGAUCUAUAUAAAAAAAGCACUUACUGAACUGUACAAUUUUAAAAAAGGAAUAUAUUUUCUAAUUUCUCCUUUUUCCAUAAAGUACUCAGUUUGAUCUUUUACAUCUGAAAAUAUAACAGCUAUGGAAGAGUUUCACGAAGCGGGAAAAAAAGAUUUAUUGUCGUUAAACUGGUUAAAAAAAAAGAGAAAAAUUUAAAAUAAAACUGCAACUCCACAUGUGAAAGUAAGAGAAUAAAAGAACAAACUGAAACAAACGA
Molecule: messenger RNA, 4127 nt
Organism: Scomber scombrus (Atlantic mackerel)
Lineage: Eukaryota; Metazoa; Chordata; Actinopteri; Scombriformes; Scombridae
Gene: retreg2
Product: reticulophagy regulator family member 2
Exons: 9
Coding region: 127-1911 (594 amino acids)
Source: RefSeq, a predicted model, not a curated record